UCCUCUUGAGUUUACAGUUCAUGCCUCAAUGUCUGCAGAAGCCAGAGGGUCUUCCAAAUUAUCCUAUUAUUUUGGACAAGGCGAAUGAAUGUCAACUGCCCAUGUGUCCAGUGGAUUGGCCAACAAAGUCCAGAGGCCAAAAAUCUGGCUGUAAGAAAAGGCGUCAAGCACCUGGAUGCAAAAGAAUCAGUGUGCAGUUGGACUGUGAUGUGGAGCUAAAUAGAUCUGCAAAUGCUUGGAAGCCUGGUCUGAAGUUGGCCGUUGAGGAUCCAGAGGCCCAGAAAACUGAGGAACUCCUGCGUAAGUUCCGGAGCCUCCUCAACAAAAUGACUCCAGAAAAAUUUGACCAGCUGAUGAUGAAGCUGACCGACCUCCAUCCAUCCAUCGACACAGAGGAGCGACUGACGAGUGUCACAGAGCUGGUGUUUGAAAAAUCCAUCAGCGAACCAAGCUUCUCUGGCACAUACGCCAGUAUGUGUCUCUCUCUGGCCCCGUGGAAAACACAAAUGACUGGUCAACCAAAGAUGAAGGUCAGUUUCAAGGCCCUGCUCGUUUGUUGUUGUUGGAAGGAGUUUUUGUAUAAUGACAAGCCCUUGGCCCUGAAACAAAAAGAAAUGGAGGCAGCUUCAUCAGCUGGCGAACAGGAAAGGCUGAAGGAAGAGUUAAAAGAGGCAAAGAACAAGACCCACAGACGCUCAAUGGGAACCAUCUGCUUCAUGGGUGAGCUGUUUAAACAGGGGAUGCUUACAGAGGAUAAUAUGCAUGAGUGCAUAUUGAAGUUGGUCAAACAGCAUGACGAGGGGUCACUUGAACAACUCUGUAAGCUGCUCAGUUCUGUGGGCCAAGACCUGGAUGCUGAAAAAGCAAAGUCAAAAAUGGAUGGAUACUUCAGCCAGUUGGAGCAAAUGGUCGUGGAGCGAAAAACAACAUCACGCAUUCGCUUCAUGAUCCAUGACAUUAUUGACCUGCGACUGAACAACUGGGUGUCUCGGAGAAGUGCUCUGGGUCCCAGGACUCUUCAGCAGGUCCAUGAGGAGGCCAAAAAGCAAGAGCAGGUGGAAAAGAAGGCCCUUCAUAGGAUGAGAAAAGUGGUGCAGAGAGAGGAGACCUGGAGCUCUGUGUAUUCGUUGGACAACAACAAGACCACAUUGGUCAAUGAUGUUCCCAGGACUUCCAAGAUUGCUAGCUUAUGCAGCUCAGAGGCAGCAGGCCUCUCUCCUGAACCCUCAACACUGAAACCAGAGAACUCAGAGGAGCCCUCCGAACAAGAAUCAGAGGAGGCUUCCACACCAGCAACAGAGGAGCCCUCCGCACCACAACCAGAGGAGCCUUCCGCACCAGAACCAGAGGAACCCUCCCCACAGCAACCAGAGGAGCCCUCCACACAAGAACUAGAGAAGCCCUCUGUACUACAACCAGAGGAGCUCCGCGAGAAUGCAGCUGUAGAGGCAGAACACCUCUCUGGAGCCUUACCUGAGCCCUCAGGUUUAAGCAUGUCCAAUUCCCCUGCCCAGCCUGAGAUGACAGCAGUAGAGGCAGCAGAACCUACAAGCCCCUCUGUGCCGAUCACACCACCAUCUGCAGAGAGCAAGAGGAAAUAUGAUAGAGAUUUCCUCUUGAGUUUACAGUUCAUGCCUCAAUGUCUGCAGAAGCCAGAGGGUCUUCCAAAUUAUCCUAUUAUUUUGGACAAGGUGAAUGAACUUCAACUGCCCAUGUGUCCAGCUAAGUCCAGAGGCAAGAAAUCUGGCUGUAAGAAAAGGCGUCAAGCACCUGGAUGCAAAAGAAUCAGUGUGCAGCUGGACUGUGAUGUGGAGCUAAAUAGAUCUGCAAAUGCAUGGAAGCCUGGUCUGAAGUUGGCCGUUGAGGAUCCAGAGGCCCAGAAAACUGAGGAACUCCUGCGUAAGUUCCGGAGCCUCCUCAACAAAAUGACUCCAGAAAAAUUUGACCAGCUGAUGAUGAAGCUGACUGACCUCCAUCCAUCCAUCGACACAGAGGAGCGACUGACGAGUGUCACAGAGCUGGUGUUUGAAAAAUCCAUCAGCGAACCAAGCUUCUCUGGCACAUACGCCAGUAUGUGUCUCUCUCUGGCCCCAUGGAAAACACAAAUGACUGGUCAACCAAAGAUGAAGGUCAGUUUCAAGGCCCUGCUGGUUCGUUAUUGUUGGAAGGAGUUUUUGUAUAAUGACAAGCCCUUGGCCCUGAAACAAAAAGAAAUGGAGGCAGCUUCAUCAGCUGGCGAACAGGAAAGGCUGAAGGAAGAGUUAAAAGAGGCAAAGAACAAGGCCCACAGACGCUCAAUGGGAACCAUCUGCUUCAUGGGUGAGCUGUUUAAACAGGGGAUGCUUACAGAGGACAAUAUGCAUGAGUGCAUAUUGAAGUUGGUCAAACAGCAUGACGAGGGGUCACUUGAACAACUCUGUAAGCUGCUCAGUUCUGUGGGCAAAGACCUGGAUGCUGAAAAAGCAAAGUCAAAAAUGGAUGGAUACUUCAGCCAGUUGGAGCAAAUGGUCGUGGAGCGUAAAACAACAUCACGCAUUCGCUUCAUGAUCCAUGACAUUAUGGACCUACGACUGAACAACUGGGUGUCUCGGAGAAGUGCUCUGGGUCCCAGGACUCUUCAGCAGGUCCAUGAGGAGGCCAAAAAGGAAGAGCAGGUGGAAAAGAAGGCCCUUCAUAGGAUGAGAAAAGUGGUGCAGAGAGAGGAGACCUGGAGCUCUGUGUAUUCGUUGGACAACAACAGGACCACAGUGGUCAAUGAUGUUCCCAGGACUUCCCAGAUUGCUACUUUUUUGAGCUCAGAGGCAGAAGGCCUCUCUCCUGAACCCUCAACACUGAAACCAGAGAACUCAGAGGAGCCCUCCGAACAAGAAUCAGAGGAGCCUUCGACACCAGCAACAGAGGAGCCCUCCAUAUCACAACCAAAAGAGCCCUCCACACCACAGCCAGAGGUGCCCUCCACCUCACAACCAGAGGAGCCCUCCACCUCACAACCAGAGGAGCCCUCCGCACCACAAUCAGAGGAGCCCUCCGCACCACAAUCAGAGGAGCCCUCCACACCACAAUCAGAGGAGCCCUCUGCACCACAAUCAGAGGAGCCCUCCGCACCACAAUCAGAGGAGCCCUCCGCACAACAACCAGAAGAGCCCUCCGCACCACAACCAGAGGAGCCCUCCAUACCAGCACUAGAGGAGCCCUCUGCACCAGCACUAGAGGAGCACUCUGCACCAGAAACAGAGGACCCCUCCAUACCAGCACCAGAGGAGCCCAUCACACAAAAACUAGAGGAGCCCUCCAUACCAGCACCAGAGGAGCUCUCUGCAUCAGAACCAGAGGACCCCUCCACACUACAACUAGGGGAGCCCUCCACACAAGAACUAGAGAAGCCCUCUGUAUCAGCACUAGAAGAGCCCUCCGUACUACAACCAGAGGAGAUCUCUGUACCACAAUCAGACGAGCCCUCCACACAAGAACUAGAGGAGCCCUCCGUACCAGCACUAGAAGAUCCCUCUGUGCUACAACCAGAGGAGCGCUCUGUACCACAAACAGAGGAGCCCUCUGUAUCACAAACAGAGGAGCCCUCUGUACCACAAACAGAGGAGUCCUCCACACAAGAACUAGAGCAGCCCUCCACAACACAAUCAGAGGGGCCCUCCACACAAGAACUAGAGGAGCCCUCCGCACCACAACCAGAGGAGCCCUCUGCACCAGAACCAGAGGAGCCCUCUGCACCAGAACCAGAGGAGCCCUCCACACCACAACCAGAGGAGCCCUCCGCACAAGAACUAGAGAAGCCCUCUGUAUUAGCUCUAGAAGAGCCCUCUGUACUACAACCAGAGGAGCUCUCUGUACCACAACCAGAGGAGCCCUCCACACAAGAACUAGAGGAGCCCUCCGUACCAGCACUAGAAGAUCCCUCUGUACUACAACCAGAGGAGCCCUUUGUACCACAAACAGAAGAGCCCCCCACACAUGAACUAGAGCAGCCCUCCACAACACAACCAGAGGAGCCUUCCACACAAGAACUAGGGAAGCCCUCCAUACCAGUACCAGAUUGUCUCUCCAUACCACAACUAGAGGAGCCCUCUACACAAGAACUAGAGGAGCCCUCUGUACCACAACCAGAGAAUCCCUCCGCACCACAACCAGAGGAGCCCUCCAUACCAGAACCAGAGGAGCCCUCCGCACCACAACCAGAGGGGCCCUCCACACAAGAACUAGAGAAGCCCUCUGUAUUAGCACUAGAAGAGCCCUCUGUACUACAACCAGAGGAGCUCUCUGUACCACAACCAGAGGAGCCCUCCACACAAGAACUAGAGGAGCCCUCCGUACCAGCACUAGAAGAUCCCUCUGUACUACAACCAGAGGAGUCCUGUGUACCACAAACAGAGGAGCCCUCCACACAAGAACUAGAGCAGCCCUCCACAACACAACCAGAGGAGCCCUCCGCACAAGAACUAGGGAAGCCCUCCAUACCAGUACCAGAUUGUCCCUCCAUACCACAACCGGAGGAGCCCCCUACACAAGAACUAGAGGAGCACUCUGUACCACAACAAGAGGAUCCCUCCGCACCACAACCAGAGGAGCCCUCUAUACCAGAACCAGAGGAGCCCUCCGCACCACAACCAGAGGGGCCCUCCAUACCAGAACCAGAGAAGCCCUCGGCACCAGAACCAGAGGAGUCAUCUGUACUAGCACCAGAGGAGCCCUCUGCAGCAGAACCAGAGGAGCCCUAUGUACCAGCACCAGAGGAGCCCUUAACAGCUCAGUCAAAUGAGCCCUGCUCACAAGAACUAGAGGGCUCAGAAGAACGGGUAGAACAACCAUCAAUACCCUUAGCUGAGCCCUCAACAAAAGCACCAGAGGUCUCAGAGCUUGCUAAGAGUUUUUCCACAUCAUCCACCCAGACUGAAGGAAACUAUGAGGAAGAAGAAAAUGGGAGGAGCUGUAACUGUAGGAAUAGGAAGUGGAAUUGUGUAAUAGACCAGCUUACAGUGGGGGUGGUGAUAAUCAAAGCCAUUUCCUUUAUUUUAAAGGCAAUAUUUUUUUAGUGAACAUUUAAUGGUGCAUUGUAUAAAAAAUUAUAA
This is a messenger RNA of Xyrauchen texanus (razorback sucker), 5084 nucleotides long. RefSeq names its product titin-like. Gene Ontology annotation, molecular function: protein binding; mRNA binding; translation initiation factor activity. Gene Ontology annotation, cellular component: eukaryotic translation initiation factor 4F complex. NCBI's taxonomy places the organism in Eukaryota, Metazoa, Chordata, Actinopteri, Cypriniformes, Catostomidae. The transcript has 17 exons. The record is from RefSeq and is a predicted model, not a curated record. Bases 21 to 5048 code for a protein of 1675 amino acids.